Molecule: messenger RNA, 1253 nt
Organism: Salvelinus fontinalis (brook trout)
Lineage: Eukaryota; Metazoa; Chordata; Actinopteri; Salmoniformes; Salmonidae
Product: cathepsin Z
Exons: 6
Coding region: 36-947 (303 amino acids)
Cellular component (GO): lysosome
Molecular function (GO): cysteine-type endopeptidase activity
Source: RefSeq, a predicted model, not a curated record
CAUUAAACAUAUCAACGAAGAAGAAGUACAGCAACAUGGCGUCAGCUGUCACAAUGUUUUUGUUGUCAUUUUUGUCCAACGUAUUGUUCAUUUCGGAGGCAGCGGAUAGCGAUUUCCUGAGUACGUUAGGCGCAUGCUACAAACCUAUCCGGGACGGUAGACCUACAUCUGUCAAGACAUAUCCCCGGCCACAUGAAUACCUUAAUGUAUCUGAGCUGCCAGCAGUUUGGGACUGGAGGAACAUCGAGGGGAAAAACUAUGCGAGCAUCACGAGGAACCAACACAUUCCACAGUACUGCGGCUCGUGCUGGGCCAUGGGAUCUAGCAGUGCGAUUGCCGACCGUAUCAACAUCAAGCGUGGUGGUACGUGGCCAUCAGCCUACCUGUCUGUCCAGAACGUGAUAGACUGUGGCCGUGCCGGGUCCUGCUACGGAGGAGACCACACAGGGGUGUACCAAUACGCUCACCAGAAGGGCAUCCCUGACGAGACAUGCAACAACUAUCAGGCUAAGAACCAAAAGUGUGAGCUGUUCAACCAGUGUGGGACGUGUUCCUCUGAUGCGUGUGCUGUGGUGCAGAACUACACCCGGUGGAAGGUAGGAGACUACGGGGAGGUGUCAGGACGAAACCAGAUGAAGGCUGAGAUAUACACCAACGGGCCUAUCAGCUGCGGUGUGAUGGCUACGAAGGGCCUGGAGGCGUAUCGUGGUGGUGUGUUUGCCGAGUUCCACCCCUUGUCUCUAAUGAACCAUAUCAUCUCCGUAGCAGGCUGGGGGGUGACGGAGGACGUGACGGAGUACUGGGUGGUCCGUAACUCCUGGGGAGAGCCUUGGGGAGAGUACGGCUGGGCGAGGAUCGUAACCAGUGCUUAUAAAGGAGGGAAAGGUAACUGGUACAACCUGGCCAUAGAGAAGAGCUGUGCUUACGGAGACCCCAUCAUUACGUAAAGAACAAAAGGAAUCGAGUCUCAUUUCUGUGGUGUCAUAACCAUCAGCUGGCUGACCUGAUCACUGAAUAUUAAUAUUGGAGAAUACCGUGCGUCACUCAAACAGUUGACCAGUGCUGCCGUCAACUGGAUGUGGUAUCAAAUGGUUCCGAUAGUAGGACAUGAUCUAGGAUCAGUUUAGCCUUUUAGAUUGUAGUGAAUAAGAUUACAUGGACAGAGAGGAUCUGAUCCGAGAUCAGCACUCCUACUGACGCUUUGUGAAUAUGGGACCUGGAGCCUACCUCUUCCUUCAUUAGUAGCCUCCCUC